Ostreococcus tauri is the source of this 897-nucleotide messenger RNA. Its product is annotated as unnamed product. The transcript has 2 exons. The coding region runs from base 1 to 897 and encodes 298 amino acids. NCBI's taxonomy places the organism in Eukaryota, Viridiplantae, Chlorophyta, Mamiellophyceae, Mamiellales, Bathycoccaceae. The record is from RefSeq and is a predicted model, not a curated record.
AUGCGCGUCGGCGUUUCGUCCGAACGCGCGUCUCCACCCAUCCCCACGUCGCGUCAUGCGAGGCAGAUCUCACCGCCAUCGCGCGCCGUGGUCGUCCCGCGCGCGUCUCGCCGCCGCUCGGAUGCAGAAUCCUGCCCACCAAACGACCGAGAGAUCUCUCGCGUCCCUCGCGCCCGCGCCUCGGCGUCGCGCGCGCCGGACGCGCGGACGGAAGAAACGACGUACUUAGGGUUCGCCGAUGUCAAAGAACGAGAGCUCGUGACGUUUUGGCGCGAGUACGCGGAAGCGAAUGAUCGAACGACAAAGGCGUUGGUCGAGCGGGCGCGCGGACGGGAAGAGUUGGGCGACCCGGUCGCGAUCGCGCGCGCCGGUGAUUUGUUGCGGGCGCUGUUGCCAGACAUUGACGUCUGUAGCGUGUUCGAACGCGAACCAGGGGCUGUGCGGUUGGAAUUUAGAGACGCGAGCAAGCGCGUGUUGGCGUUGCAAGACGUCUUGUGUUCGAGCGACUUGUGUCGAGACGUCACGUCGUUGGUGGAGCGGCAUCCGACGCUGUUGUUAGUGGAUGACAUCGAGGCGCACAUCGAGCGCGCGGUGGCGAAGCUGGCGAGCUUGGAACCGCGGUGCGACGCGCGGUCGAUCGUCUCGGAGUUUCCAGAGUUGAUUUACAGAAUACACUCGUACGAUUACGUCGAGAGCUUACCGAUUAGCAUCCAAAACAUGUUGCUCGACAGCGCGAGCGAGGACGAGGCGAGGAUCGAGGAUUACGAGCGCGCGUGGAACGAGCGCGAGCGAAUCAACCGCGGCGACGUCGACGACCCGUUCGACGACCAAGCCCUGGAUUGGACCGUCGACGGCUACUACGAAGGUCCGUCCCACGAAGGUCCGAUCGCCGACUGA